CACUGUUUAAGGAGACACCCAGCUAUACACACACAGCCAUAGGAGCUCUUCCUGCUGAUCAUAUUGCCUGGAAAUUCUUGUGAUCCCCCCAUACUUUCUCUGGGAGACUGGACCUUCUACACACAGGGCUGGGAGCUGGCUGAACCCCCUGCAAACCUCCUGUCAGAGAUCUGUGGAUUUUCUAAUGUAAUACUAGGAAACAAAAGCAGCCUGAUACAAAAGGAGACUAUCCCCACCUCCUUUUUUUUUUAAACAGCCACCAUCCUCCUACCCUCCCCCCCCUUGCACAAGAAGUAAUCCUGGGAGCCUUGCACAUGCUUGGGACAUUUCUCAGUGAACUGGAUCUUGAUUUCAGGCCAUGAAAGGAAUCCACUCUGAGGAGUCUCAAUGCUGAGCCACCGAAGUCCGCGGGUUUUCAAGAAUACUCCAUGCAGUUCCCCCACAACAUGUCCAGUGGUUCCUAGGAUAGACCCAAAUCACCGACCACCACCUCACUGUCCUCAUCAUCUGACAUCGUGGUUUUUCUUAUGAGAGGGGUCGAGCCAGCCUAUCAAAAUAGAGUCCCUCAAGGUGAAAGUUGACUUUCUGAAGGUGCCUUUUGGCCUGAAGAAGCCAGUGCUGAAGGAAGCAGCAGCUGUUUUGGCUUCAGUUCCUGGGUCUGGGAAACCAAAAUCUAUAACCGUGGAUCGCCACAAAGGCCGUUAUUCUGAAAACAUGGACAACGAGUCCCAGUACUCGGGCUAUUCCUAUAAAUCAGGGCACUCAAGGAGCUCCCGUAAACACAGAGAUAGGAGAGAACGGCAUCGCUCCAAAAGCAGAGAAGGAAGUCGUGCAGAUAAGUCUGUAACUAUACAAGCCCCCGGAGAACCCUUAUUGGAUAAUGAGUCCACAAGAGGCGAAGAAAGGGAUGAUAACUGGGGAGAAACUACCACAGUCGUCACUGGUACAUCUGAGCACAGCAUCUCUCAUGAUGACAUCACACGCAUUACAAAAGACAUGGAAGACAGUGCCAAGCUGGACUGCUCUCGGCACCUUGGGGUCAUUAUCGGUGGGGCACUGGCUCUCCUCUCCUUCCUGACACCCAUUGCCUUUAUGUUGCUGCCUCAAAUAAUGUGGUCAGAUCUGGAAACUUGUGGGACAGCCUGUGAGGGUCUUUUUAUCUCUGUGGCCUUCAAACUCCUCAUCCUCCUUUUGGGCAGCUGGGCACUGUUUUUCCGCAGGCCAAAAGCCUUUUUCCCACGGGUGUUUGUCUUCCGAGCACUGCUUAUGGUGCUGAUAUUUUUGCUGGUGGUAUCUUACUGGCUUUUUUAUGGGGUCCGCAUCCUCCACACUCGGGAACGGAACUACCAGGGAAUUGUGCAGUAUGCAGUAUCAUUAGUAGACGCUCUGCUUUUUGUCCACUACUUGGCUGUGGUGCUGCUGGAAUUGAGGCAACUUCAACCUCAGUUCACCAUCAAGGUAGUGAGGUCAACAGAUGGGGCCAGCAGAUUCUACAACAUUGGCCACCUAAGUAUUCAGCGAGUUGCCGUAUGGAUUUUGGAAAAUUAUUAUCACGACUUCCCUGUCUACAACCCUGCUCUCCUGAACCUGCCAAAAUCCAUCCUGUCCAAGAAAAUGUCUGGCUUCAAGGUCUACUCCCUUGGAGAGGAAAAUACCACCAAUAACUCUACUGGGCAGUCCCGAGCCGUCAUAGCUGCAGCCGCCAGGAGGAGAGACAACAGUCACAACGAAUACUACUACGAAGAAGCUGAACAUGAGCGCAGAGUGCGGAAACGGAAAGCCAGGUUGGUUGUGGCUGUGGAAGAAGCCUUCACACAUAUUAAACGACUUCAGGAAGAAGACCAGAAGAAUCCCCGUGAGAUUAUGGACCCCAGAGAGGCUGCUCAAGCAAUCUUCGCUUCCAUGGCUAGGGCCAUGCAGAAAUACCUCCGUACCACGAAACAGCAGCCAUACCACUCUAUGGAGAGCAUUCUCCAACAUCUAGAGUUCUGUAUCACCCACGAUAUGACACCAAAGGCUUUUCUUGAGCGUUACUUAGGACCUGGGCCAACUAUCCAGUAUCACAAGGACCGCUGGCUAGCUAAGCAGUGGACAUUGGUUAGUGAGGAGCCAGUAACCAAUGGUUUGAAAGAUGGUGUUGUGUUCGUCCUAAAGCGUCAAGACUUCAGUUUGGUGGUCAGCACCAAGAAGAUACCCUUCUUUAAGCUCUCUGAGGAAUUUGUAGACCCCAAGUCUCACAAGUUUGUAAUGAGGCUUCAAUCUGAGACUUCUGUUUGAAGUCCAGGACUUUCGUAACAGAUGGAUAAAAUAUAAAGGAAAGGUGUUCUUACACACUACAAACUGCAAAGAAACUUUCUUGGGUGCCUGUACAUCUUUCCUUGGUGGAUUUUCCUUGGUAUCCACAGUUUGACUGCUCAGCAGAACCUCAACAUGCCUCCCUGUUGUUGUGCACCAUUCUCCAAUUACAAUAUGAUCCCACUCUGGAAUUGUCCAACGAUGGACCCAAACAAAAGUGCUAACUACUUUUUAUUUGAAACAGUAAUUUGAAUGCAAUCUUUCAGCUACCAGCAUGCUCAAUCAGUGUUUCAGGAGCCGUUUCCUACUGACAGUCUCCAGAAUUUGAGGACAAUCGUGCACAAGACUUUGGCCAACUUGUGCUCCAUUCUCUUAUUGGAUUAUCUCUGCAAUAAUUCCUAUUUGUUUCAAUGUCAGCUCAGACUCGUCAGGUUAUUGACUGCACCUACACUUUUGUAAACUGUUAGGGACCUGUUUAACACUCAUUUUUGUCAACCAAGGCCACAAAGGAUACAAGUAUCUGGUGCCAAAAUUCAAGGGCUAUCCAUCAAUAAUUUGUAUAUGAAACCUGUACUUUCCAAUCUUCCUGGUGCUGGCCAUAGAGGUCCUCUCCUUUUACCUUGACUCUCCAUAUAAAUUCUGUGCAGUGGCAUGUUGACAGAGUGCUAUAGCAGCUACUCGAACUCCAGAUGAAGUGGCUAAUUCCAGGGAAUGUACAGACACAAAAACCUUAACAAGAAAAUGGGGGUGGGGGUAGGGGGGGAAAGAAACUUGGGGUGGGAAACGUUUUCAUUGUGGGAUAUCAGCAGUUUUGUAUUUCCCGAAUUUUUUUUUUUUUUACAUUUUUUUUAUUCCCUCAAUAACCACUAACCUGUGGCGCUAUCAUUUAAAAAAAAAAAAGAAAAAAGGAUAAUCUUUUAUUUGUACAAAAAUGGUAACAUCAAUUUCCCAGAUAUCUACAGACACGUAUUGGUGAAGGCCCAUUUUUUUUUUUUUUAAUGUUGGUUUUUUUUUUUUUAAAUGGUUUCUAUUUCACAGACAAUGCCUUGUCAUGCUGGAUCGAGCCUCAUUUUACUUUUUUAUAGUCAACACAGACUUUGUAUUGUAAAACGAAGCCCGAGUUUUCUAGAGUUCGUAUUGCAUUCCUACGCAGUCGUAUGUUCUAUAUCGCCCUCCACUGGCCAGUUAAUAAUCUGAUUGUUACAUUCCAUUCCAUUGUCCCUCUCCAUCAAACUUUAACUCUAAAUGAUGCACUAACAACUUAUCUUCUGGUUUACAGUCUACAAUACACAGGUCUGAUUCUUUAUAUUGUUUUUAUAAGGGACACUGACUUUUUAUUUCCACUGACUUUUUUUUGUUAUCUAUGGUGUGCCAGACAUCUCAUCAAGAUCUGGGGAACCUAAACCCUUCCAUAUAAAAAUAUAACUUAUUUCCAGUCUAAAUGUAAAGCGAUAUAUUGUUGUAUAGUUAGUCCUUCAAGUUUCAUUAAUUGGGAUUGUGUUUACAGUCACUAAUCGGACAGCUCUAUUACCAACCUGUGAGGGAAGAGCGUUCUAGUCUAUGACCGGUUUGUUGUAAUUGACUCCAGAAAAAUCUAAUAACAAAGCAACCACCCGUGUCAUCGUAGGACCGUUUGGCCUAAAUAAGGUUUAUAUGGAAGGGUAUAUUUUCCGUUUAAAAGUUGCUCAAGCAUAUUUCUGUAUCGCUGUUCGGAUCAAACUUUUUUUAUUUUUUAUUUUUUAUU
Molecule: messenger RNA, 4039 nt
Organism: Pelobates fuscus (common spadefoot toad)
Lineage: Eukaryota; Metazoa; Chordata; Amphibia; Anura; Pelobatidae
Gene: VANGL2
Product: VANGL planar cell polarity protein 2
Exons: 9
Coding region: 715-2277 (520 amino acids)
Biological process (GO): establishment of planar polarity; multicellular organism development; Wnt signaling pathway, planar cell polarity pathway
Cellular component (GO): plasma membrane
Source: RefSeq, a predicted model, not a curated record